AAUAACCGAGCUCUGUCUUAUUAACAUAUUCUUUUUUUUUGUGGCACAAAAGGCACAUAUGAGUUUCUCUGCUCAUUCACGCAUUCAGAUUCUCAUUGACACUUACGUAACUAGAGUUUUGUGGAGGACUGCCACAAGCGAGGGGGAAACAACUCUGAGUGUGGGGACAAAAAUAACAGGUAUCAGAUUUCAAUAUGAACUGGUAGUAGAACCAAAGGGGGGAAAAUCUGAUAAUUCUGAUUAAAAUGUACAUUUUAAACAUGCUUCAAUGAACUAGUAAAAUCAGUAAAUAAUAUCCAGUAGCUUCUCGGAAGUUUUAAAUAAUUUACCUCUGACGGUUACACAAUAAAUAACAUUAUAUAACACAAUAAAAAUACAUCUGAGGAAAGAGAAAACAUUUUUAGAAACCAAAAUCCUGCCCAAACCUGAAAAACAAUCACAACAAAUGUUGUAACUAAUUAAACAUGCAGCAUUUCAAAUGUUUUUCCUUGGUGUAUAAUACAAGAUUUAAUAAGAAUCCUUUAAAAAUACCAGAUGACUCUGUAUGUUGUGUUCCAUCAAAAGAUUUUUUAUCCUUACAGAUAAAUAUUACAGAUAGAUAAAAUUGAACAUGUUUGUCAUAAUUAGUGUUUCACAGAAUUAGAGUUAUAAAGUAUCCUAAAAUCUUUCACUUUUCCCUCUUUGGAAAUAUCAACAAUGAACAGUGAUUAAUGUGAUGCACCACAGUAACCUCAGGAUCCACCUACAGGCCUUUACCUUUACCAUGUCUGUGUUAAUUCCAGUUUCACCAAAGCAUUUUGCGAUAUCGGGGGAGAAAAAAAGGAAAUUACUCAACCUUGACUGUGUACUUUCAGUUUACAGUUAGUUAUCAACGGAUUGCUGCACUGUGAGGGAAAUCCCUGCAUCAGUGUGGGUAUAAAACACUUAAGGAUGUCCGAGUUCAGACAGACACAGUCAAAGAAUCUGAAUCAGCCCUGACAUCCAAGAUGCCACUCGUCAAGCUCUGUGAGUAUAAUGUAACAUACUGACUAACUUACGUAAUGAUUGUAAUGUAAUCAUUGUGUGAGGUUAUUUGGUAGAAGAGACUGAAGUUAUGUGUUUUUGUUUUCUUUUUGUUGCCAGACUCUGCUCCUGCACUGCUGCUUGUGGUGCUCACCUGCUCUGUAUGGGAGCUCAGCCAGUCUCUGCCAGUGAAGGGCAAAGAACCGAUGACGGACUCUUGUGUUUUAUACGCGCAAACGCUUCUACGGAGCAUCACUGAAGUGCUACACAACAGUACUGAUGCCCAGAGAAACCUGUUCAGUGGAAUAGACUGCAUGACACAGAACAUGGAGCUGAACAUGGAGACCAACACACCAUCUGUGUGUUUUCCAAAGGGAUCGACAUGCUCUGGAAUCACUAAGCAUGAAUUUGAUGAGGAUUCAUGUAUGACAGACAUGAAGAAGGACUUGAACCACUACUACAAAUUCCUAGCAGCUCAUUCAGACCCAGACAGUUUGCUCGGUCAGACUGUUCUGCCCAGCCUCAGAGAACUCAUGGAGAAUUGCUUCCAGUUACCUCUGCCGGGAGAAGUAAAGGAGGCUGCUGCAGGCCGUGCAAGCACCUACGACCAGAGACUGAAUCUGUGCAAGGUGCUGAAGGGCUUCCAGGUCCGAACCGUUACCAUCAACCGAGUCAUUGGAUACAUGAACUCCGGUGAACACACUAAGUGAAUCAACACUGAGCUCCAGCACAAUGAUUUUCAAUAAUCUUCUGAAAGCUAUGCAGAACCACUUUACAUACAAAUGACAAAAACUACAGUAACACUUCAUGCUAUGUUCAAAUAAUCUAGUUUUGACAGAAAACACUUCAAUCUGCUUUCUAAUUAUUUAAGAGUGCAUAUUUAUUAUCUUCAUGUCACUGUCCAAAGUAAUGUUUAACAUCCAGUGGAUGUGUAAAAAUACAUUUUUUUAAAGAAUUGUAUUCAAAAAUGACAUUUAUUUAUUUGUUCUAUUCUGGACUAUUUAUUUUAAACUAUUUAUUUGUGAUAUGUGAUGUAAUUUACUUGGUUCUAAGAAUCAUUAAAUAAACAUUUUUCCUGCAUAAUACCUGCUGCUUGAUCAAUUAUUU
Messenger RNA from Amphiprion ocellaris (clown anemonefish), 2109 nucleotides. Its product is annotated as interleukin-12 subunit alpha. The record is from RefSeq and is a predicted model, not a curated record. Gene Ontology annotation, cellular component: extracellular region. NCBI's taxonomy places the organism in Eukaryota, Metazoa, Chordata, Actinopteri, Pomacentridae. The coding region runs from base 1209 to 1712 and encodes 167 amino acids. The transcript has 6 exons. Gene Ontology annotation, molecular function: interleukin-12 receptor binding; growth factor activity. Gene Ontology annotation, biological process: immune response.